Messenger RNA from Clunio marinus, 1215 nucleotides. The record is from the annotation of a GenBank genome assembly. NCBI's taxonomy places the organism in Eukaryota, Metazoa, Arthropoda, Insecta, Diptera, Chironomidae.
AUGUNUUGCAAAUGCGAUUGUGAAGAAAAAGAAUGUCCAUCUGGAUAUUACUGGGACCACGACCUUUGCAAAUGCGUUUGUGAAGAACAAGAAUGUCCACCUGGAUAUAACUGGAGUUUCCAACGUUGCAAAUGCGUUUGUAAAGAAAAAGAAUGUCCACCUGGAUAUUACUGGGACCACGACCUUUGCAAAUGCGUUUGUGAAGAACAAGAAUGUCCACCUGGAUAUUUCUGGAACUUUUAUCGUUGCAAAUGCGAUUGUGAAGAACAAGACUGUCCACCUGGAUAUUACUGGGACCACGACCUUUGCAAAUGCGUUUGUGAAAAACAAGAAUGUCCACCUGGAUAUUACUGGGACUACGACUUUUGCAAAUGCGUUUGUGAAGAACAGGAGUGCAAGCCUAAUUAUACCUGGAAUGAAGACCUUUGUGACUGCAUGUGUCAAGAACAAAGUUGCUCUCGUCCCAAAUGUUGGGAUCCAAAACUUUGUGACUGCGCUUGUUGUGAAAGCCCUCCAGACAUCGUAUGCGCUCUUGGGGAAGAUUGGAAUGAUGAUCUCUGUACAUGUGAACCAUGUGAUUAUGAGUGUCCUGAUGGAAAAAUUUGGGAUUAUGAAGAAUAUGGAUGCGUUUGCUCAGAGAUUGAGAGUUGUCGUGAUGAUCAAAAAUGGGAUCAUAAACUUUGUGAAUGCGUUUGCAAAGAAAUCGAAGAAUGUCCCGAUGGAAAGAUUUGGGAUCACAAACGUUGUGAAUGUCGUUGUGCAUUCGUGAAACUAUGUCCCGAUGGAAAGAGUUGGAGUGACGAACUUUGUGAUUGCGUUUGUGCACGCAUUGAAGAAUGUCCCUGUGGAAAAGAUUGGGAUAACAAACUUUGUGAAUGUGUUUGUACACGCAAGAUGAAAUGUCCCAAUGGGACGAUUUGGAAUGAGAAGUCUUGUAAAUGCGAUUGCACACAAAUAGAAGAAUGUUCUGAUGGAAAGACAUGGGAUGACAAUCUUUGUAAAUGCGUUUGCGAACAGAUUGAGACAUGUCCAGCAGGAAAUUGGAUUUGGAGUGACACUCUUUGUAAGUGCGAUUGUUUACGUGUAGAAUGUCUUGGUAUACAAAUUUGGGAUACAGAACGUUGUGAAUGCCGUUGCCUACUAGUAUAUCCAUGUUCUCCAUGGGAUUAUUGGAAUGAGUCUUUGUGUCGGUGUACCUCUAAAUUGUAUCAAUAA